Messenger RNA from Acanthoscelides obtectus, 2200 nucleotides. The record is from the annotation of a GenBank genome assembly. NCBI's taxonomy places the organism in Eukaryota, Metazoa, Arthropoda, Insecta, Coleoptera, Chrysomelidae.
CGCGACGGUGAGUAUCGUCUGCAUCUCAGUUGGCGAUGAGGCAGCAAACCAUCAUUUGUUAUUCUUGUCUCGGAGAGGGCGACGCGAUACAAUUUCGUUGCAGCGUCGCUGCCGAUGCAAACGCAGUCGCAGACAGCCGAGCGCUAAAUUAGAGUCUCCUUUAAGGUCGGCCUACAGUAAGCCCAACGAACAAAAGCAUAACCGCCGUUCAUAGUCAACCGUUGACGCUGACCAUGGAAUUCUGUGCCAACCCCCCAUACCAAAAGGCCAUCUGGAUAGCCAAAGACACGAGAGUGUACAAGCCGGGCGAUGCUGAUAACACUGUCAUAGCGUACGGCAUCACGAACACAUCUGAUCCAAACUGCCACCAGGCGGUGUUGUUCCUGCCUCGCGUGUCCUCGUCCGAUCUGGGCGAGUAUAGCCUGAUCGUAAGGUCGGCCGCGGGCGUGGCCGAGGGUAGCUUCCACCUAAACAUGACCUACGCGAGCGGCCUGAACGAGCAGCGGGACCAGGAGGCCCGCGGACCUCGCGCACCCUUCGUAGAUGGCGUCCAAGCGACGUCGGGACAAGCGAACAGCCCAGUGCCAUUACCGCUACACAACGCCAAUGUGAUCAUUUUACCUUCUGUCGUUCUCGCAUCGUCACUAUUCCAGUACUGUUAUUAUUAUUGAUACUGAUUGUCGACUGAUCUAGAUUAUAUUAUUACAUAUUUACAUCCAUAUAUCCUCACACCUCACAUAUACAACGUUCAUAUUGUAUACACUGACGGGUCCGGCAGAGUGGUACAAUUCUGUUUCGGUGUUGUUCGUAGGCUAAACGCAUUCGACCGAUUAAAAAAAAAAUAGCGUUCUUUCAAUAAUAGUGGCGCUACCACCGAGGCAUUAUCUUUUCGGUGCUUUUAUAAUUUAUCAUUUUUUGGUGAUACUGUUGGCACGGCUGUUUACCUUUCAGCUCUGACCUUACACGGAAUAACCUUUAAUGAAGGUUUUGUCGAAGACGAAUUUCAGCCUGCGAAAAAUACUGUAGUAAAUUAUGAGGAAAUAGGUUGCGAAAGUUUUUUGUCCAUUGGAUCUACAAAUCGAAAAGGAAAACACAAAGCUUAUUACAAAUGUGUAUUGCGCAGUCUCAAAAAUUAAUUGUCGAGACUUAUUUAACUGAACCGAUUGUACUACUUUCGCAGAACUCCUACGAAUUUGACCUAUAAAAAGAGAAAUAUGAUGUGAAAUGGCUUUGCUCAGUCAUAUUAUAGAGAAUGUGAAAUUUAUUGAUGAAGAAAAGUUCAUUGUUCAGACGUAAGUUGACAAAAAAUAUUUUGAUUAUGCCACGAAGACCCCUACCGGCCUUUAAGAUAGAAAAAAUGAAUUUGUUCAAUAGUUCAAUGGUUCGACAACUCUGACGAUAUAGUUUCAUCGUGUCUGAGCAAAACUAAUACAAAAUACAGAAUUUUUCCAAGCGAUGAAUUCACUGUAGAAUCGUUGUUUAGAUAGUCCGAACGUCGUUCACAAUUUGGCUGGUAAAAUGAAGUAAAAAAAGCCACUAAUUGGUAUACUAUGAUUCCGGUCGGAGUUUCAAAGUUAACCUGCAAAUUAUCAAAAUAAAACUUUGUAGUAGAUCUGUAUAAUAUGUGCGAUUAUCACACACGGAAAUAUUUGUCUGUAUGUCAUUUUUCAAAAUUCCGAAAGGUAUAAUAAAACAUUUGCACAAUAAUAUCUGACAUAGGUCCAUCGAAAACCAGAGAAUCUAGAAUCUUGACGAAAAUAAAAAGGUGUACGGCAGCUCUUUAUGAAGCUGAAUUCAUAGAGAAUUUUACUCACUGUAUGUUUGAUGUUUUAGCAUAUUCAUGGCCAAAAUACAUAAUUGUGAAUGGAUGGAACGAGGCGGAAACUGCCCAACGCAUUCAUGUUUUCAUUAUUUGAUACUGAACUCAAAACACCACAUAUUUUAUAAAAAAAAAUAUAACAUAUAUUUUACACCUCAUGGUUAGUAUAUCCAAAUUUAUUGAGAUGUUACGACGAUAUUCUUUGCUGUUUGUAUGUAUACUUCGAUGUAACUUAGGAAAAUGAUUAAAACACCUUCUUCGUUAAUAUUUUUGUAGGAGGAAAUAAAAACUAUGACGUAUUUUAAAUGUAUAGUUUUUUAUUGUUUUGCAAAGAUGUGUAUAAAUUUGUUAAUAGAGGGCGCUUAUAUGUAUAAAUUAUUG